ACACUAUAAAUUUCACAUCGUAAAAAGCUUUAAUGAAACAACUAAUGGCAGAACUCAUUAAUUUUCUACGCACACCAAUUUAUAUUUUCACUUCAAAUAAAUCAAACUAAAAUUCUAAAAUCGUGUUCUACUUUCAUGGGAGUUGAUUUUGAACUUGUGGGGGGAUUUGAGAAAUGUAGAGUGAAAUUGUUUAUGGAGAUUGUUGUGUCGAUGGACGGAUUUUAAUUUUAGUGGUUGAUCUAAUUUGUUUAUUCAUAAUCUAUGCGUAUGGGUUGAGGGGGCGAGUGUGAGGUGUAAUAAACGUCACGAUGACGGAAAGAGUGAAUGCGAGUGAUGUAGAGGAACGUAUUUGCCUGCUACCGGAAGAACUUGAGAUCCUGGAGGAUCCCAGAACAGCUUCCCUCAAACGGGUUUGCUACGGUAUUGUGCUGCCGGCCAUCUGUUGCUUGGGUAUCAUCGGAAAUAUACUCAAUCUCGUUGUUCUCACCCGUAGAAAUAUGCGAGGAAUUGCUUACAUCUACAUGAGAGGAUACUCUGCUGCAGCAUUGCUGGCAAUACUCUUCUGUAUACCAUUCGCCCUCAGGGUUCUCAUCCACAAGGAAACGGGCAGAUGGAGCAAUUGGUCCCAGGCAUUUUAUCAUGCCCAUCUGGAGCUCUUUCUAGGGAAUGCGUGCCUAGGUGUUGGUGUUAUGAUGUUACUCGCACUGACAGUCGAGCGUUACGUUAGCGUAUGUCAUCCAGGUCAACACACCCGUCCAUUAUGUGGACCACCUCAUCUCACAGUAUCGCUCAUACCUCUGGCAACUUUCCUCGUUUAUCUGCCGAGUGUAUUUCGGGGCGAAAUUACAACCUGUCUAGUGUCGUCUGGUGGACCUCUUAUCUAUCAGAAGCGAGACAAUUUGUCAUUUAUGCAUUCUGUAUUUUACCAGGUUUACAAGAUAGUGCUAGAGGUAGUGUUUAAGGUAGCCCCAACGAUAUUGCUAGCUGGCUUCAAUCUUCGUAUCAUGCUAGUGUACAGAAGAUCGUGCGAGAGGAGACGUAGAAUGACACUGUCACGUACAGUGAGCAGCGGUGACGAGGAUCCACGUACAUUUGCUGAAGAGCGUCGUCUGGUUCUUCUGCUGAGUAGUACAAGUAUUCUCUUCCUCGUUUGCGUCAGCCCAAUGGUCAUCCUGAACGUGACCCUGAGCGAGAGCAAUUUGAGUCUGUAUCCUUACCAGGUAUUUCGUGCCCUAGCCAAUCUCCUGGAGAUAAUAAACUACUCGAUAACGUUCUACAUAUACUGCCUAUUUUCGGAGGAUUUUCGUAACACCCUGAUACGUACAUUACAAUGGCCAUGGGGUAAAUCCGGUAGGAACAGUAGGCGGAUGCCAAUGAAGAGAUCACCCAUCCCCAGGCCAACAACCACAACUACACCACCUACAACUGCUGCUGCAACACCUGGUCAUGUAGCACGUGCCAGUGUGUGAUUAAAAAAUAUUCAACAUUUAAUGAAUCAGUGAACAUCAUUACGGUUUUCAUUAAGCCUAAACGUGUAAUAACGUGUAAUAAUUAGACAUAA
Molecule: messenger RNA, 1561 nt
Organism: Fopius arisanus
Lineage: Eukaryota; Metazoa; Arthropoda; Insecta; Hymenoptera; Braconidae
Product: probable G-protein coupled receptor B0563.6
Exons: 5
Coding region: 309-1469 (386 amino acids)
Biological process (GO): G protein-coupled receptor signaling pathway
Cellular component (GO): membrane
Molecular function (GO): G protein-coupled receptor activity
Source: RefSeq, a predicted model, not a curated record